AUGCAGGACCUGUCGAAGCACAAAUACAAGCUUCUGCGCGAACACAAAAUCAACGACCUGCUUGACCAAAUACAGUCACGCAGCAAACUUAUCCAGCGUAUCGGCGCCGACGACUCUGGCCUGCGCAAGCGCGAGGCAGAUGGAAUCGCCGACAACAAGUUUAACGAGUUUUACGCGCGGCUUGCCGACGUGCGCGACUUCCACCGGCGCAACCCUGACACAGCCGUGGUGCCACCAGAAAUUGAGUACAUGGCAUAUAGACAUAACCCGGAGGAGGUGGAGGAGCAGGAGUUGGCACGGCGGGAGCGGGUGCAGGCAGCUAUGGACGCCGAAGGCGAUAGCGCGCCGGUGCUCAGUGAGCAGGACCUGGAGGCUGUGGAUCAGCAGACAUUUGUGGGUCCGCAGGAUAUGGAGAAGCUGGAUACUAUGUUUUCGGGUGAGGAGAGGAUGGGCCGGGCGUCGCACGGAUCACAGUAUCUGGAGUACCUGGACGAGUUUUCCAAAUUCGAGGCGAUCGACCGCAAGAACAAGGCGCACAAGGACUACGACCAGUACCUAGCUUGCCUGCAGUCAUACUUUGAAGGGUAUGUGGGCCGUGCAAUGCCGCUGUUUGACCUGCCCAAUGUGCAAAAAGAAGCGCAGGAGCAGUUUGAAGCGGAUUGGCGCGACCAGAAGGUGGCUGGAUGGAUGACAAGCAUUGACCAAGAAUCGGUGCUGUUCUGCACGGCGUGCAAGAAGCAGUUUGAGAAGGACACGACCUUCAGGGCGCAUAUGAACAGUCGCAAGCACCAAAAGGUUGUGGCUCGACUCGAGAACGAGCAGGGCGGGGUCGACAGGGUGGCAGCUGAAAAGGCUCUGCAGCAGGAGAUUGCGCAGAAGCAGGCGCGCGACCGCAAGACGGCCUUUACAGAGUAUCUGAUCCAGACAUAUGCGCGUAUGUUUGCCGACCGGCUACGCGAUACACGCGCCAACGUGUCGCGGCGACAGGCGCUGACCGACGAAGAGCGGCAGAACGAGAUGGACGCGGAGGAGCCGGAGUUUGUGCACCACGACGACACAAAAGACGAGCAGGUGUACAAUCCGCUGAAUCUGCCCCUGGGGUGGGACGGCAAGCCGAUUCCGUACUGGCUGUACAAGCUGCACGGUCUAGGCGUCAAGUUUGACUGCGAGGUGUGCGGCAACAUCACGUACCGGGGACGCAAGGCCUAUGAGCGGCAUUUCCAAGAGACGCGCCAUGCGACAAACAUGCGGAGGCUAGGGAUUCCCAAUACUCGCCAGUUCCACGGCGUGGCAAAGAUCGAUGAGGCCUUGGCGCUGUGGGAGAGGGUGCAAAAGGAAAAGAAGGACGAGGUGGCAAAUGUCGAUACGUUUGAGGAGUUUGAGGAUAGCGAGGGCAACGUGUUCAACAAGAAGACGUACAUUGAUCUGAAGCGCCAGGGCUUGAUCUAA
Messenger RNA from Linderina pennispora, 1449 nucleotides. Its product is annotated as SF3a splicing factor complex subunit PRP9. Gene Ontology annotation, cellular component: spliceosomal complex; nucleus. The record is from RefSeq and is a predicted model, not a curated record. Gene Ontology annotation, molecular function: zinc ion binding; RNA binding. The transcript is spliced from 2 exons. Lineage: Eukaryota; Fungi; Kickxellomycota; Kickxellomycetes; Kickxellales; Kickxellaceae. Gene Ontology annotation, biological process: mRNA splicing, via spliceosome. The coding region runs from base 1 to 1449 and encodes 482 amino acids.